AAUAAAGGCUGAAAUUCAUCACCUCUCCGUAUAGAAAAUCAUUCACACAGCUGUUUAGAUUGCCCGUAUUUCAAACAUGUCCAAGAUCUUCAUCACAGGAGCUUCAGGCUACAUCGGCGGCCAAGCCCUCUAUCAAAUCACCCAGGAUUUCCCUAAUGCCCAGAUUACACUUCUAGAGAGACUUCAGGAGGAAGCGGACAAAAUUCAGCUCCAAUACCGCAGCGUCAAACUUGUGAUUGCUGGUUUGGACGACGCCGCCAUCAUUGAACACGAGGCUGAACAAGCAGACAUUGUUCUCAAUCUUGCCGACGCCAAGCACAUUGCUGGUGCCCAGUCCAUUCACAAUGGCCUGAAGCGACGCAGUGUCAAUAGUCCAGUCUUUUGGGUUCAAAUAUCAGGUGCUGCUCUCUUAGCAACGGCCGAAACAGCCAACAAAGAGUACCAGCCUGGCUCAUCCUCCGAGACCGUCUUUGACGAUACCGAUGGCAUUGCUGCCUUACGUGACCACAUUCGCCAGUAUCCCGGGCGAGCAAUCGACAACUACCUCCAAAGCGUCUCCUCAACUUCUCCCCACGUCCACUCUGCGCUUCUUACACCACCAAUAAUCUACGGUAAAGGUGAUGGUCCAGUUAACCAGCGCUCGACACAGGUGCCGGAGCUCAUUAGUGCUACUCUAAAGCGUGGCAAGGCGCUCCAGCUUGGAAACGGCUUGAACAAAUGGGGCAAUAUUCAUAUUCGCGAUUUGGGAACCCUUAUCUCCGGUUUUGUCGACAAGGCAAUCGGCAAAGACUUAUCAAAGGAUAUUUGGGGCGACAACGGAGUAUACCUAGCCAGUGUUGGAGAGCUAUCGUUUGGUGAGAUCGCCCAGAAGAUUGCUCUGGCAGCAAAGGAACAGUCGUACAUUGGAGAUACAUCGGUGGAUUCGUUGGUUGCAGCCGACUUUCAAACCGAAGGCAAGGGCUUUAUCCCGCUACUCUUUGGUACCAAUGCACGCAGCAGAUCGCAUCGUGCAACCAAGUAUUUGGAUUGGAAGCCUACCUCACACAACUUAGAACAGGAGAUUAAGCAAUGUGUAGCUCGAGAAGCAGAAGCUUUGGGUCUGCAAAAGCUAGCCACUGUGUAAGAGAAAGCCCUUGGGUUUACUGGCACGUGCCCGCCUCCCAAUACCACCACUUCUAUUCUUC
Messenger RNA from [Torrubiella] hemipterigena, 1184 nucleotides. Lineage: Eukaryota; Fungi; Ascomycota; Sordariomycetes; Hypocreales; Clavicipitaceae. The record is from the annotation of a GenBank genome assembly.